Molecule: messenger RNA, 2735 nt
Organism: Telopea speciosissima
Lineage: Eukaryota; Viridiplantae; Streptophyta; Magnoliopsida; Proteales; Proteaceae
Exons: 14
Coding region: 1-2451 (816 amino acids)
Source: RefSeq, a predicted model, not a curated record
AUGGAGAGUGAUGAUGAGUAUGAUCUCUUUUCCCCUCUUGAAGGAUCUCCAUCUCCAAUCCCUCCAAGUAAAUUUAAGCGCUUGAAGAAAGCAGUCAGGGUUUCGAAUCAGAAGCGUGCUUUAGAAGAGCAAACUAAUCUUGUCUCUGCUGUGGAUUUUCUAGGUGGGGUAGAUACCGAGUCUUCGCAAACCCUACAUGGCGGGACGUCAGUGGAUCCAACGGCGGUUGCAUUGGAACCUGAGGGGUUUGACGACCAAGAAGAUUUAGAUUCUGGUUCGGAUGGGGUAGAUAUUAAGUCUUCGAAAACCCUAGAUAUUGGGAAAUCAGUAGAUCCAACGCCGGUUGCAUUGGAACCCGAGGGUUUUGACGACCAAAUGGAUGAUCGUUCUGAACCUCUUAGAACCUUUGACGCUGGAGAGGGAUCUUAUUUGGGCGCUUCAGAUGCUGACAUCGAAGAGGUUGACGAAAAAGGAGAUGAACGAAGUACGGGCUCGGGAGAGGAGAUUGGAGGAGAAAAGCCCUUAGAGAUGAAUAUGGUGAAAUCUUUGAAGAAAAGGCCCAGUAUGGGUGGGUCGAAGGAGAAGAAAAAUAAGAAGGCUAAGACUGUCGGUGAUGCUGGAAAGUCAGAGGCAUCCACUCGGGCCAAGAGAGGGCUAGAAAAGGAAAGGAAUGCCCUGCUUGGGGAGCUUCAUGCCGAGUCUCAGAGAAUAUUACGAGAAACUAGAAAUGCAUCGUUUAAGCCAGUGCUGCUUGUACAUAAGCCAAUAUCUUCAAUUUUGGAGAAGAUCCGACAAAGAAAGCUAGAGGUGUCAAAAAAAGCUUGUUAUAUGAACAGUUAUGAAAUUCUCGCUGAUGCUACUGAUUAUUCAAGAGAUAGUACUCUGGGUCCUAAUACAAAACGUGUUAAGAGUGAUGCGGGAGAAAAAGGGGUGAAUGUAGAGAGUAGCUUGGAUGCUGAUCAUGCGAGUAGAUCCAUUGACCACAUGACUCUGUCAGGCCAAUGUGAACAUAUCCUCCAUGAUGUGGGUACAGCCACACACCUGACUAAUGCAGGGGGUAGUCUAGAUUCUGGUCAUAUGAGUGAGGAAGGGCUGACUCCUUCAGGGCAAUGUGAAAAUACCCUCCACACUGCGGCUUUGGAUGAAGGAUCUACACAUGCAUUUCGUCCUCCUGUAAAUGACACUCAGGAUAUUUUUUGUGAAUCUCAACCAUGUGAUGGAGAUGAUGAACAACCAAUGAGUCAGUCUGCCAGUCCUCUAGAAGAAGCUCUUGCAUCGUCAGUGGUUCCCAUGAACUUAAAGCUAGAUUCUGUUCCUGAUGAUCUUUCUGAUGAUGAUGAGGAUGACAACAAGGAGAACAUUGAACCUUAUCCACGGAAACAAGUUACUGUAUGUUUGUCUCCAAAAGGAGAUCCUGUUAAAGCCUUUGUUGAUGAAGAAGCAGAAGUGGAAGAUGAUAGUGACAAUGACCUUAUGCGAUUCCAAGAAAAUGAAGAGGAUGGGGAAAAUGAAGAUGAGGAACUCAAUGAUCUUAUAGUAAGAGGAUACCGAGAGAAGCCAAUAGAUGGUGAAAUGCGGAAUCAGCUUCAUCAGAAGUGGCUUGAACAACAGGAUGCAAAUGAAACAGAUAAUGUUUUGCAAAGGCUGAAAGGUGGAUGGAAACAGCGAGAACCAAUAAUGCUUGAAGAUGAAGAGGAAGAUGAAGAGUUUGGUGAGGAUUCUCUGGAUGGUGUACCGGAUGAUCUACUUCCAUCUAAUGUUGUCAAAGCAAAUUCAAAAAAAUUGAAGCAGAUGAUUCCCGAGAUGUUUACUGAUAAGGAUGAUGUUUUUUUGUCCUCUGAUGAUGAGGAAACAGAGCAGAGUUUACAUAAACAGCGGCUACUUGAAAAAAUUGAAGAUCAGGCCUCAUUUUUGUCUCCAGCGGAGGAUGAGAGUUCCAGAGAAGUUUUUGGUCUUAUAAAGAAGCUGAAUAUCGCUCCUGAAACCAAGAAAAAGCCUAAAGCCUCAUCUUCCUUUGAUAUGCUGGUCACUGGAGGAAACAGAAACAAUUCUUCAAAGUCAUCUUUCUUGGGGCGAGCGCCGAGCAUCUCUUCAUCAUCGUCCCAUAAGCAUGGAUCAAGCACUAGCCGAUCUUUUAUUUUUGGACGGGAUGACAGCAAUAGUAGGAGUGGAAUCUCAUCAUCAGAGGUUUCUUCAGAUAUUGGUCUGAAAGAAAAACAGUCAACUACAAAUGCAUCAGCUAAGUAUAGUAGCUCUCAAUCCAAAUCCAGUUGGCAAAGUGUAAGGACUGUAACCGAAACAGUAUCAGGUUCUUCACUUUUUGAGAUCCUGAGGCGCUCCUCCAUGGAGUCAGAUCACAGUAGUAGGAAUAAUUUGGUUGGGCAAACACAAACUGUUUUUGCUGCAUUUAAAUCUGGAAAGAAGGCGAUAAAGAUAGAAGGAAGAACCUAAUGCUGAUGUAAAUCUGUAUGUGCAAUGUCGUUAAGGUGGGGGUUAAAAGGCUUCAAUGUCUGCACUUCAUGCUUUGAAGUGGGUUCUAUCCUGUGUAUUAGUCAAGUCUUCAGAUUUUGGGAGAAACAAGCAAUGGAAAAUCAGUUUUUAUGCUAAAAUUUCACUUCCGGGGGCCUUAUUUACCAUAAAAUAGUUGGAGUCUUUCCAAGUUAAAUCCAAGUAAAAUGCUCUGUUUAUUUCUCAGCAAAACCCUUUUUAAGUAGAAUCCUCCUUUUUUGCACUAA